AACGAACUGUCAUCACCGCGUUUGACAGGACAGCAGCAGCAGAACGACCAUCUUUCUCCUCUCGGGCAGGAAAUAAGUGCGUGUGUUGAGGGAAAAUUUUCUGGUUUAUAUUUUCCACCCUAAAAUCUUCGAGAUGCUUUCGAGGGCAGCACUCCUGACCGCCGCCAAGAGACCCGCUGCGGUCGUUCUGGCCCGUGGCUCGGCCUCGGCCACCGAUGCCAACCGCCCGGUGCGCGCUGACCAGCCCGGCAAGGUCCGCCUCGGAUUCAUCCCGGAGGAAUGGUUCACCUUCUUUUACCCCAAGACCGGUGUCACCGGUCCGUACGUGUUCGGCGCCGGUAUGCUGACCUACCUGUGCUCCAAGGAAAUCUACGUCAUGGAGCACGAGUACUACAACGGUCUGUCGCUGGCCAUCAUGGUCAUCUACGCCGUCAAGAAGUUCGGACCGGCCGUUGCUGCCUACUGCGACAAGGAAAUCGAUAGAAUCGAGGGCGAGUGGAAGCAGGGUCGUGAGGACAACAUUGCCCAGCUGAACCAGGCCAUCGAGGACGAGAAGAAGGAGCAGUGGCGCGCCGAGGGCCAGACGCUGCUGAUGCAGGCCAAGAAGGAGAACGUCGCCCUGCAGCUGGAGGCCGCGUACCGCGAACGGGCCAUGACCGCGUACCGUGAGGUCAAGAAGCGUCUGGACUACCAGGUCGAGCGCCAGAACGUGGACCGUCGCAUCUCCCAGAAGCACAUGGUCGACUGGAUCGUGAGCAACGUCGUCAAAUCGAUCACCCCCGACCAGGAGAAGGAAACGCUGAACAAAUGCAUUGCCGAUCUGGGUGCCAUCGCUGCCAGAUCCAAGUAAAUGUGUAAACGGCGGUGUUGAAACGGGAGGCGGGACGUGGUGCGAACGCGUAGUGAGUAUCCGAUUCCUGCGAGCCAUUUUCCGAGGAAUGUAAACAACUUAUUGGGUAAAACGAAAAUUAAUAAACCGAAAGCGUUGUCUUGUUAGUGCGACAAA
Molecule: messenger RNA, 1006 nt
Organism: Culex quinquefasciatus (southern house mosquito)
Lineage: Eukaryota; Metazoa; Arthropoda; Insecta; Diptera; Culicidae
Gene: ATPsynB
Product: ATP synthase subunit b, mitochondrial
Exons: 3
Coding region: 134-850 (238 amino acids)
Biological process (GO): proton motive force-driven ATP synthesis
Molecular function (GO): proton transmembrane transporter activity
Source: RefSeq, a predicted model, not a curated record